This is a messenger RNA of Oenanthe melanoleuca, 3421 nucleotides long. It is a transcript of the gene HS3ST1, whose product is annotated as heparan sulfate-glucosamine 3-sulfotransferase 1. The coding region runs from base 863 to 1825 and encodes 320 amino acids. Gene Ontology annotation, molecular function: [heparan sulfate]-glucosamine 3-sulfotransferase activity. The record is from RefSeq and is a predicted model, not a curated record. NCBI's taxonomy places the organism in Eukaryota, Metazoa, Chordata, Aves, Passeriformes, Muscicapidae. The transcript is spliced from 2 exons.
AUUAAUUUAUUUGUUCUCUUUCCUUUCCUACUCUUGACUGAGCUUUAAGUGAUAGCUGUACUGUGAAGUUUUAUGUUAUCAGGGUUCCAAGUGGCACUUGAGCUAAUAUAAACAACUAAGGAGUAUAUCUUAUGGUGGACAGAGUCUACCCUUAGAGGAUAGGAAUAUACUGCUCAUAUCAAUGAGUUCUUGAAGGUUUCAAGUACACUGCAGUUGCUCUAGUUCAGUUUUUUAAAGCACAUCACUGAAUGCAAAUGUUCAGAACACUGAGCUUUUAUCAGUUUAGGAAGUUGGUUAUCUCAGUUAGGGGAAUUUUUUUUUUUUUUCCAAGAGAAGAAGCCAGCAUAGCAGAUGUGUGGGUUGUACUGCACAGCAGCUAGGUUUAACCACCAAUGUUAGUCUUACAUUUUGCUGUACUGUGUGCCCAAAUAUGUGCAAGGGAAAAUACAGUCCACAAACUGUCCUGAGGUUCUGUCACAUCAGCAAAGCUAAGUAUUCUUUAUAAGAACAGAAUGUCUCACUCAGAUUUUCAGCUCUAAUCUCCCUCUACAGACUAACUUCAGCAAGUGUAGUUCUCAUUCAGUCCAGACUCUGUUUUUUCAGAUGGCAGUACAGAGAUCUCUCCAGUGAAGAGAUUCAGUUCUGCAAGGAAAUAAAGUGAGGCCACCUGAAACUUAACCUGUUUGUCCCCAGUCCCUAAAGAACCAGGAAAACACAACUUCUCUUUAAUGAAGCGAAGUUUUUGCUUGAGAAAUACACGUUCGCUCAACAAAACAAAAACUGCUUUUAAGGGUUAUUCUUGGUGGAAAUCGCUCUAUGCCCUAUUACCUGCUUGAGUGAAACCAGACUAAGAACUUCUGUCAUGGCAGCUUUUCUGCUGGGAGCUGUGUUGCUUAUUGUUCAACCUCAGAUAGUGCCUUCCAGACCAGCUAUAAAUUCAAAUGCUGAGACUUCUUCUCAGUCUGUUCAGAGAGAGCUUUUAAAGAAAACAUCUCAGAAAAAUGACUUCAAGGAAAACAUUCAUUCUAAUGGAUCAUGUCAGCAGCUGCCACAGACUAUUAUUAUUGGAGUGAGAAAAGGUGGAACAAGAGCUUUGUUAGAGAUGUUGAGUCUCCAUCCAGAUAUUGCAGCAGCAGAAAGUGAAGUUCACUUCUUUGAUUGGGAAGAUCAUUACAGGAAUGGAUUGCAGUGGUAUGUUAAUCAAAUGCCAUUCUCAUAUCCCCAUCAGAUCACCGUGGAAAAAACUCCAGCAUAUUUCACAUCACCCAAAGUGCCUGAAAGAGUUUAUAACAUGAACCAAUCAAUGAGACUACUCCUUAUUUUAAGGGACCCAAGUGAGAGAGUACUAUCAGAUUACACCCAAGUGUUCUACAACCACAUGCAGAAGCACAAGCCGUACCCGUCCAUUGAACAGUUCCUGAUUAAAAAUGGUGAACUCAAUCUGGACUACAAGGCAAUAAACAGAAGCUUAUACUACAUUCACAUGCAGAACUGGCUGAAGUACUUCCCUCUUGACCAUAUCCACAUUGUAGAUGGGGAUAAACUAAUCAAAGAUCCCUUUCCAGAAAUAGAAAAGGUGGAGAGAUUUCUGAAGUUAUCACCGCAGAUAAAUGCCUCAAACUUUUAUUUCAACAAAACUAAGGGCUUUUACUGCCUGCGGGACAGCGGCCGAGAGCGCUGUUUGCACGAGUCCAAAGGGCGAGCGCACCCACAGGUGGAUGCCUGGCUGCUGGAGAAACUGCAGGAGUAUUUCCAUGAACCCAACAGGAAGUUUUUCAAGCUUGUGGGCAGAACAUUUGACUGGCACACAUUUGUGGCAAGUUAGUGGUAAGCUUCAGAACCUGUGUUCCAGUGUACAGUUAGAAGAUUUAAAAAAAGGGCAUUUAAGCUAUUAUUUAUUUGUAAAAUCCAUAAAUACUUCUGUACAGUAUUAGAUUCACAAUUGCCAUAUAUACUGGUUAUAUUUUUCUACUUGUUAAAUUUGAAAGCAUUUUGUAUUGUUUUUCAUGGUUGUUAACAUUGUGUAUGAUGUGUCUAUAUAAAGAAACUAAAUUAUUUCAUUGCAGAAGGUGCUCUCUUGAGAAUGUGUUGUCUUUUUAAUAAAUAAGAAAUUCAUUUCAACAGAACAUUUUUGAAUUAUUUGAAUACUUUGGCCUUCCUGGACUAUUUUCUCUAAUUGCUAAUGAAUAUGCUAAACUUUACCUUUCCAUUUUUCUUAGUUUAAAGUGUGGAUUAAUAAUUUCUUCUCCACUUGAAAAUAUUAUUGUAGUUAAUAAAUUGUUCAAUCCUGCUUUAUGAAAUUAUUUCCUGUCAAAGUGGUGGUACUUACACAUGUUGGGAAAUGCACACCCAAAGGACAAUGGAAGUUUCCGUGUAAUUUGAUAUAAUAACUGCUAUACUUAACCUUCAUAUUCACUGUUAUGACAAGUGUUCCUCAAUUCUUUGGCAGUACAGUGCAGGUUUCAUGGCAGAUUUUUAAAGAUUCUGUGGGGACCAGUUCAUAAAAUACAGUUAGCUGUAGAAAUAUGGUCAACCUGAACACUUCUUACAGUGUCUGAAUGUAUGCAUACUUCAUGGAGAGGUAUGGUUGAGAGAAUUUAAGCAAUAUAGAGACUUUUUCAAGGCUGCUUUUGACUGUUCCUACAUUUCAUAGCACAUUUAUACUUUACCAUCACUGAAAAUAAACACUUACACCAGAAAAAUUAGUUGGUCUACAUUCCAGUAAGCAGCAACUUCAUUUACAUAAUUACCACAUUUGUCCCCUACUUGAGGCUGUUUUUUAUGAGUUUUCAGUUGCUUCAUGCAACUGAAAAUUGCCUAUGGACUACUGUUUGUUUAAUCUCCUUCCAAGAACCAUGAUGCCAGGUCUUGAUUAGAUGUGUGUUGGGGGAUUAACCCAAAUUCCAGGAACUUUCCUUGUUUUCCAUCUGCUUAUGAUGGAAAUUAGAUGUUAGUACAUUGGAAAAAGCUGCUGUUGCCCUUAUCUACAGUGGUUUUGUUAGCCAUCAGUUUCUGGAGUUAGAGUUAAUUCAGUUUCCACACAAGGCUUCUUAGAGUACUUUCAGUCCAAACAACUGAUUUUUAUUUCAUGAUCUUGAGUUUAGUUGUUGAAUGUACAAUGGCAACACCCAGUAAAUUUGAACUUGUAGCUGAUUGUUACAAUCCUUUAUAAAAUUUAAAUGUAGGUUCAUUCAUUUUUUUCUGGUGAGCUAGUGCAAACUUGGGCACUAUGACAAGGUAUUGUCUGGAUGCAAAUAUCCCAUAUUAUGCCUCUUGCAUGAAAAUUUUCAGAUGCUGUCCCUCUCUCUCCCACUCCUUGUGCACCUGCCCAAGCUGUAUUCAACCUCAGAGAGGUUGGUGGUGUUUUAUAAAGCCUACAACAAAAUGGUAAUGUACUCAAUAAAAUAUUUUCUGAAUUGCA